Ceraceosorus bombacis is the source of this 429-nucleotide messenger RNA. Lineage: Eukaryota; Fungi; Basidiomycota; Exobasidiomycetes; Ceraceosorales; Ceraceosoraceae. The record is from the annotation of a GenBank genome assembly.
AUGGAUCAGGUGCCAAAGGUGUUGAGACCAAUGGUGCAGGACUGGGCCCCUGAGGGCUACGUGGUCAGCUUCAAGGUGCGUAUUCGUGCGUUGAGGCUCAGUCAACGAACACUCCAGCGCUCAUCCUCUCAACCUCCACCUUCAACUUUUCGUUCUCAGCUCGAGACGGACCCGAAGCUUCUCAUCCCAAAGGCUCGCGCAGCUCUGGAGAGAUACGGCCAUCAACUGGUCAUCGGCAACGAUUUGACACGCAGGAAAGAAGAAGUUGUCUUCGUAGAAUUGGAAAAGGAAGAGAGAUGGUUGCGGCUGUCAAAAAUGAGGGAGGCUUUGCGAGGAGGGUUGGGAGGCGAAGUUGAGAUCGAAGAAGCCAUUGUCAAGGAACUGUGCCACAGGCAUCAGCAAUGGUUUCAGCAAGCAAAGCUGGGUUGA